Messenger RNA from Trichophyton rubrum CBS 118892, 807 nucleotides. Its product is annotated as mitosis protein dim1. Bases 1 to 807 code for a protein of 268 amino acids. NCBI's taxonomy places the organism in Eukaryota, Fungi, Ascomycota, Eurotiomycetes, Onygenales, Arthrodermataceae. The transcript has 4 exons. Gene Ontology annotation, cellular component: spliceosomal complex; U4/U6 x U5 tri-snRNP complex; U5 snRNP. The record is from RefSeq and is a predicted model, not a curated record. Gene Ontology annotation, biological process: mRNA splicing, via spliceosome.
AUGGGCUCCGUUGUUCUCCCUCAUCUUACUACGGCCUGGCACGUAGACCAAGCUAUUCUUUCCGAGGAGGAGCGUCUUGUUGUCAUCAGAUUUGGUCGUGACUGGGACAAGGACUGCAUGAGGCAAGAUGAAGUGCUCUACCGAAUCGCCGAUCGCGUCAAGAAUUUUGCCGUCAUCUACCUUUGCGAUAUCGAUCAAGUGCCAGAUUUCAUUCAGAUGUACGAACUCUAUGACCCUAUGACAAUAAUGUUCUUCUUCCGCAAUAAACAUAUGAUGUGCGAUUUUGGAACCGGAAACAACAACAAACUCAACUGGGUGCUGGAGGAUAAGCAAGAGUUGAUUGAUAUCUUUGAGGCGAUAUAUCGCGGUGCGAAGAAAGGAAGAGGUUUGGUAGCUCGCCGGUCCCAAUUCGAUGUUCCCGUCUCCGUUCAAACUCGUUUGCGUACGGUCGAGUACAAAUAUGUUGGUGGAGACCUAUAUGUUGGUGGAGACCUUAAUUUCUCUUUAACUGCGGGAGGAAUAUCCCGCCUCGAGGGGGCUACAUUGUUACAUUCCAUCCCCUUCCACAAUGAAGGAACAAAGAUACUCUUCGUUUCGAAUCAGAAACUUGAUAUUCAAAUAUCCUUACGGAGAGAGGCUGCAAAGUGCCUUAGUGGACGAACAGGCUAUGCUAUGAUAGUAAAUCUAAUAGGCACUAUGUCCGCUUGUCUGCUGACCGUCCACCCCCUGGCAAUAUCCAAGUCUAAUGCACAACUUAGAGCCCUGAUAAAGCCAGAUUUCGAUGUUAAUAUUCUAAUAAUGUGCUAA